Oncorhynchus mykiss (rainbow trout) is the source of this 609-nucleotide messenger RNA. Lineage: Eukaryota; Metazoa; Chordata; Actinopteri; Salmoniformes; Salmonidae. The record is from RefSeq and is a predicted model, not a curated record.
AUGGAUCCAGUGACAGGAGAGUGCACCAAGCCCAAGUUAAAUCCCACAGACCUCACCGUCAGCAGCCCUACCUGCACCACCACCGCCACCUCCUCUAUCUCUAUCUCUACCUCCACCCCAACACCACUGCCACCGCCAGCUCUACCUCUACCUGCACUGUCACUCCCACCACCACCUCCGUCCCUGACCCACAAUCCAUCCCCACCGUCACCUCUACCCUCCCACCCCCACUGCCAUCUGUACCACCACCUCCGCCGCCACCUCUGCCCCACCGUCAACUCCACCCCCACCGUCACCCCCACCACCACCUCGGCCCUCACCUCCACCGCCACCUCUGCCCCAUCCCCACACCUACCUCCGCCCCCACCGACACCCCCACUGACACCCCCACCUCUGCCCCCACCUCCGCCACCGCCUUUGCCCCCACACCCCUGCCCCCACUUCUGCCCCCAUCGACACCCCACACCUACCUCCACCCCCACCCCCACCGCCACCUCUGUAAUUUUUGGUUUAUCAUUCAAACUCUACUCCACUUCCACCUUCACCUCCACCUCCACCUCCUCCUCCACCUUUACACCCACAGAUGUGGCCAACAGGGAUGAGAACUGA